GAGGGAAACAAAAGGAGCUCAGAGAUACAGAUAGCGAUGGCGAUGGAGGUCGAGAUCAUUUCUACAGAAGCUAUCAAACCAUCCUCUCCCACUCCCAAUCAUCUCAAAACCUUCAAAAUUUCCUUAUUAGAUCAGCUCGUUGCCCGUGUUUUUUCAAAACAAAUCUACUUCUACCUCCCCUCAUCUCCUGAAUGCGCAGAGAUCGAAUCAAAACCGAAGCUCCUAAAGUCCUCUCUCUCUCAAAUCUUAUCUCUCUUCUACCCAUUUGCAGGAAGAAUCACAGCCAACUUCUCAGUCGAUUGCAACGACGAUGGAGCUAUUUUCGUCGAAGCUCGAGCUCGUUGCCAUUUAUCACAAAUUCUGAACCAACCUUCAGAGAGAUUUCUCAGGAAAUUCCUUCCUCUGAAUAAUAUCCAAUCAAAUGACGGAGAUUCGAGUAGUCCUCUGCUUCUCAUUCAAUCAACCUUCUUCGAAUGCGGCGGAGCAGCAAUCGGGCUCUUGUUUCAUCACAAAAUGGCCGACGCCGCCGCCAUGGCCACAUUCAUCACCGCCUGGGCCUCCGCUGCACGCGGCGAGUCGGUCAGUCCCCCGGAGCUACUGACAGGGCCGACUCUCUUCCCCCCAAAAGAUUUCUUGGCCAACGCGAACUUACCCACCUCUUCGUCGGAGAAGACUUCCAUAAAGCGGUUCGUAUUUUCAUCUUCCAGCAUCGGAAAUCUCAAAUCCGAAGUCGCCGGAAAAACCAUCCACCAACACCAAGCACCGCCGCAGCCGACCCGAGUCGAAGCGGUGUCGGCGUUGAUAUGGAAAUGCGCCACCAAGGCUUCUCGAUCCAAUUCCCAAACAAAGCCAACGGUCUUGCUCCAGAGCGUGAAUUUGAGGACGAGAUUCAACCCUCCGUUGCCGGGAAACUCGAUGGGAAACAUGGUCGGAUACUAUCCGGUGACAACAUCGGAUGACGAGAUCGAUAUGGGUAAAGCGGUGGAGGAGCUGAAGAAGGGUUUGAUAGAGUUCAACGAGGGUUACGUGAAGAAGCUGCAAGAGAAAGAGGGUGGUUGCUCAUCGACGGCUAUACUGGAGAGGAUGAAGAUUUUCCAGAGAGGAGAUGAGGAGAUGUACGCAGUGACUAGCUGGUGUAGAUUUCCAGUACACGAGGCUGAUUUUGGGUGGGGAAAGCCGGUGUGGGUGUGUACUGUUUACAUGCCGUUUAAAAACGUGAUGGUGUUGUUGGAUAGCUUUGAUGGUGGUGGGAUUGAAGCUUGGGUGUGCCUGAAGGAGGAAGACAUGGCUGUGUUCGAGAGAGAUCCGGAGCUGUUAGAUUAUGCUGCUGUCAACCCACCUGUUUUAACCAUGAAAUGAAAUGUCAACCCACAUUUUCCAACAAUAUUUUCAAUUUGCAUUGCUCAAAAAUGAAUAAUGCUAGAUUUUAUGAAAUUUUUUCGUCCUUUAAUUAGUUAGUGCGUAAUGUUUUAUUAUAUAAAAUUUUCUAGUACUCUUGUGAAAUAUAAAUCAUAGAAUGUUUACGUUUUGGUUU
This is a messenger RNA of Camellia sinensis, 1534 nucleotides long. Its product is annotated as akuammiline synthase 1. NCBI's taxonomy places the organism in Eukaryota, Viridiplantae, Streptophyta, Magnoliopsida, Ericales, Theaceae. The record is from RefSeq and is a predicted model, not a curated record.